GAAUUGAAACCGAAAAUAGAAAGGAGUGGUAUUUCACAUCACAAUCUGUGAAGGCUGUCUGCGAUGAAUUUUACAUAGAGAAGAUUUAUUUCUGUGAUGAAUGGGUGCGAUCAGUAGUACAACUGCUGAACCAAAAACGAAAAUGGAAUUUCCGAAACAAAAGAACUCGGAACUUCCUCAAUAGAACGAAACCGAAAGUAAAAAGGUUUUGUAAUGACUGAAGAUGAAUUGUACAUACAAUGAUUUUACAGAAGACAUUCAGACAUUGUCGUAGCAGCUAAGUAAACCUAAGAUGAGUCGGAACACCGUAAACGAUGUCUUCACCGUCAAUGAGAACGUACAAACGGGGAAGUACUGCUCGAGACAUCAUUCAAAGUCGCACAUAGAGUUACCUUGUGGGGAUACGUAUUGCAUGUAUUGCCUUAAAGAUGAGGUGCAACGAUACACUUGGAUGAUGCUGACUUGCAAACAUUGCCAAAAAGAAAUUUCAAAAGAGCAGAUAGCGAUAUUUCUUCAAAAGGAAGUGUUUCAAGAAAAUCCGUUCAAGUUGACUUUGAACCAUCACCCCUCAAAAAAUUGCUCUGUUCACAAACAUGAUUUGAUUCAAUUUGAAUUGCCCUGUGGCCAAACCGUGUGUAUCAGGUGCCUUUACCAGAGGAAAAAAUACGCUUUCAAAACUUACGGCGAAGGUCCUGAUGUCCGUGUCUGCGGAUGUGGAGAAUAUCUGCAGUUGAGACAUAUUGAGUAUUGUAUAAGUCAAUGUGAACAAAAGGCACUGUUUCAAGAAAAUCCGUUUAAGUUGGUAUCGAACCGUCAUUCCCUAAAAUAUUGCUCUAUUCACAAACAUGAUUUGAUUCAAUUCGAAUUGCCUUGUGACCAAACGGGGUGCAUCAGGUGCCUUUACGAGUUUAAAACAUACACUUUCAAACCUUCUAAUGAAGCGUCUGAUGCCAGUGUCUGCUCAUGUGGAGGAUAUCUGCGGUUGAGACAUAUAGAGGAAUGUAUAAGUCAAUGUGAACAAAAGGCAGUGUUUCAAGAAAAUCCGUUCAAGUUGGCAUCGAACCAUGAUCCCCAAAAAUAUUGCUUUGUUCACAAACAUGAUUUGAUUCAAUUCGAAUUGCCUUGUGACCAAACGGGGUGCAUCAGGUGCCUUUACGAGUUUAAAACAUACACUUUCAAACCUUCUAAUGAAGCGUCUGAUGCCAGUGUCUGCUCAUGUGGAGGAUAUCUGCGGUUGAGACAUAUAGAGGAAUGUAUAAGUCAAUGUGAACAAAAGGCUGCAGAUUUGAGGGUCUUCAGUCCUACGAAAGACAACAAUGGUUUCUCUAUACAUCCUGAUUCAGAGACCGCAGCAGUGUUGAGACAUACUUGGACCUAUAUAAAUGAUGAUGGUUCUUGCCCAAAGCACAACCACAGCAAGGUGUGCUUAAAACUUUCAUGCGGGAAGACUUUUUGUCAUCAAUGCAUUCAAACAUCAGUUCGCAUUCUGGAGAGCCCGCUCAGACGAGAGAAACAAGAUCACAUUAUAUGUAACUGUUCCGUUGGUCGAAUCCUCAAAAGUGAAAUCACGAGUUGGAUUGAAAACUUGCCAAAGUCUAUCACAGAAGCACGGAUUCUUCAACGAUUCAACCAAAAUAAAGAGUGCCCCGAACACCAUAUGGCUAUUUGUGCAAGGCUCCCCUGUGAUGUGCUCCUGUGUCGUCAAUGUAUCGUCAAAUUAAAAGAGGAAGCCAAAAUUCGCCAUACACGAGAACCCAUCAAUCGAAAACAACCGUAUGCAGCAGAUUGUACAGGUUGCAGUGAUAAAAUUCCUGGAGAAGUGCUGGAGUCAUUUCUAAAAGAGGGUCUUCAAGAUUUCCAACGUCACAACCGUAAAUGCUGGUGCAGGAAACACAAACACCAUAAGAUUGUCGUGACAACUUUAAAGAACGAUCUUCUAUGCAAGCUGUGUUUGGAGUUAGCCGUUGAAUCAAACUUUUCAUUAGAUGGAGAAAGUUGGAGUAUUGAGGAUUCUGCAAAACUUUUUGAAGACGCUCCACAUGAUGAACUGUUUAGUACCGUAAAAGAAAAACGACCCUGUGACUGCGGCACCUGGCAGGCUCAGGCAAAAUUACCAUGCGGCCUGUUGGUCUGCCAUCACUGUGUCUAUAAAUUGGAUCAGAAACAUCGCAAGACAGGGGGAUGUCUCUGCCCAAAAUGCAGCGAGGUCAUAGCAGCACAAAGUCUACAAAUGUUCUUGGAAAAGUAUGAUGAUUCAGAAUGCUAUGUGAACACUACUUCCAGGAAAGGAAAUUGCCAUGAACACAGACAUUGGAAGGUAUUUUGUGAAUCAAAAUUACUGGCUGAUGAAAGUUGUACGAAACCACUUUGUCUGAUGUGCAUUUGGAAGAAUAAGAAACUCUCAGAACUUCCAUCAAAUGUGCCACAUUUUCUACGGAAGGUCGAUCUUCAAAUGAAAGACUUGCAUGAAGCGCCUAAAUGCAACUCCACCAAACAGAUAUGUCAACGGCACAAACAUCACAAGGUGGUUUGUAAAGCUCCCUGUGGAGAAAAGUACUGUAUCCGAUGCUUUGAAGAAUUGCUGCUGUCAAAGGUAACAGAGCAAGUCAGAGUUGCACAUUUCAAUACCGAAUGCGUAGAAUGCAGGACAUGCACCGACGUCAUUCCAUUGGAAGUUCUCAAGACAACUAUUGCAACGUUCAUUGAAGGGGACAACGUUGAGAUAAAAAUCACUGAAAAAUGCAAAUGUUCUGACCCAAAGGAAGCUGCUAGUUUACCAUGUGGAGCUACGUUGUGCAAAAACUGCUUUGAAAAACCCCAAUGUACUGAAACAUUAAAUGUUUUGGGCAACAAAUGUGUAUUGUGCCCCGACCGCAACUGCAAUGACGUGAUUCCUAUCCAAACACUAGAGUCUCAUUUCAGUAAAAGAGAGCAGGAACUCAUUCCCAAAUAUCGUAGCUGGAAUCCAUCGAAGUGGUGCCGGACACAUCAGCAUCACAAGAUUUGCAUCACAGACGAUAAAGAUGCAUCGCUUUGUAAACUAUGCCUCGUAUCAAUUUUGAAAAUAUCUGCCGUGAAAUAUAUAAUAUUGGACGGGGAAAAAACACCAGCGGAUGCUAUCAAUACAUUGAUUAAGGAUAUAUCCGAAAUUGAAAUGUUUCUGGAACCGGAUUGGAAAAACAUCCCCUGCAGCUGUAAAUUAUCACCUGCACAUUUUCGGCUCCCCUGUGGUUUGUACAUGUGUGACCGAUGCCUCUUUUCCCUUGGACAAAAUAAUAAAGAAAAUGAGGUAGAUUGUCCAAAGUGCAGAGAAAAGAUACCACAUGCAUAUCUACAACAUAAAAUGGAAAAUACUGAUGCUUCAGCACUUUCACAUCCUGGCAUUGAGCAUGGCAAACAUUGCAAAAGACAUAAGCACUGGAAGGCGUGUUUGCAGUCAGAUUCAAAACAGCCAUAUUGCCUGAUGUGUAUUGAUUUCAACCGCAUGAAAAAGGGACCUUCAAUUUUGACAAUUGAAAACAACAAAAACAUUGAAAAGGUGCUGAUGUAUUAUACAACUUUAUCUGUUCCGAAUAGACCAACUGCUUGUAAAAAACACAAACAUCACAAGGUUGUUUGCAGUUUCCCAUGUGGCCCUUUCUGUCUACGUUGUAUUGAAUAUAUGGCAUCCCAGUCGACGACAGAUGUUCAAAUUGAAAAUGAGUCAAUAGCCUGCGUUAAGUGCACUUCAUGCAGAGAUAUGAUCCCAGUUGCAUUUCUAGACUAUAUCCAACAAAAACACGCCAAAGGAAAAGACAUAGAAAUAAUACCUGAAACGCACUCAAGAUGCAAAUGUGGAAAGGAAAGUUUCCUUCUUACGCUUCCCUGUGGUACAUCUCACUGUGAAGAUUGCUUCGUGCGAGCAAGAAAAAAAGGAACUGUGUUCACUCUUCAAAGCGAAUGUAUUCAGUGUCCAAACACAAAAUGUGAUGAUGUUGUUCCUAUCACUGCAUUGAAAUAUCAUUUCUCUGGAAACGAAAAGUCGGGCUUUGAGACAGGUACGAGAAGAGGGACGUCAGGAUAUAAAAAGGCACGCAUUGAUACACAAGUCAAAUCAAAAACGAUGUUUAUGAAAUUCAUUUGCGGUCACUUUAUCUGUGUUGAAUGCCAAUCACCAUAUGACAACUGUAGCGGCAACAAGCAUGAAGUAAAUGAUGCCGAAUUUUUGGAAGCAUAUCACGAUUUUGGAGGAACAGGUGCAAACGACUCAGAGGGUGCAGCUUGUUCAAGAAUGGAUGUUGUGACUUGUUACAUGUGCACAAAAAAAGGGUCACUCGUCAGUAAAUUGAACAAAAUCUACUACGAAAGACCUGUUCCAGGGUCACCACGGCCUAGUGAUCUUGGGGCACUUCCCAACAUCGGAUUUACAUGCUACGCAAACAGUAUAUUCCAGAUUCUCAACCAAACACCAGAACUAGCAGAUUGCCUGAAACAAGUUAAUAGAACAAUGCCAAAGAAAAGUUUAUCAGCGUUGCUUCUAAAGAUACUAGAAGGCAUCACCCACAACCGAGUACAUGCUCAGAUAGAACGUAUUGGAGAGCUCAUGCGCAGAGUUAUGGAAAUAGACGACUCAUUCAGGCUUUAUCACCAAAAUGAUUGUCAUUCAUUUCUGAUGUGUUUAUUAAAUGCUCUGAAGGAUACACAGACUGAUAAACGAGGAUGUGUUGCAGCUCCGUCUUCGCUUUUUGAAGGACGCAUGUGCAACGCAUUUCGAUACAAGCCAUGUAAUCACAGUGACGGAGGAACCAUUGAGGACUCCCAGAUAUUCUUCAGCCUAGUGAUUCCAGUGCCACAACAAGUGAAGGAGCGAUGGACUAUUGAAAAGGGUCUUGCGAAAAUGAUGGAGGAGGAAUUGUUUGACAAAAAUGUUCUUUCCUGCAGACAGUGUGAGACAACUGGCAAAGGUUCAAAAGACACUUGCACCAGCAAAACACUUGACAUUGUCAAGGCACCAAAGAGGUUGAUGUUGCAUAUUGGACGUUUCAAACAGGAUGAAGAUUACUUUCAAGGAAGAAUAUACAGAAAAAACAAUGACCCAGUUGUUUUUAAGGAGAUCUUGUUGCUACCAGUGGUUGAAAAUGGAAAGGAAAGAAAGAAGAGUUACGAGUUGUAUGGAAUAGUGUUACACAUGGGAGGCCUUGAGGGCGGUCAUUACUACUCCAUGGUGAAGAAGAAGGGUACAACACAAUGGUAUACUUGCAGUGACUCGUCUAUCUAUUCAACAAAAUUAGAAGAUAUCUUUCAUGAUUAUUCCGAAGUGUAUUCUAAGGCAUACCUAUUGUUUUACAAAGAAAUUUAAAAUGCAGCAUACAUCUUGCUAUGAGACAUGAGGGUGGUCUUUAAACAGUUAUCAGGAUAUGAAUACUGACCUUGCUAAACUUUUACAGCAGUUAUGCUGUUUUGUCUAGUAGUAAUCGAAAAUAUAUUGGUUCUACUUCCAGGAUUAAUGGAUAUAUGUUUCUUGAUAUGUAUACCUGCAAAACACAAUAGUUCAUUGCAGUUUACACCGUUGUAAGCGUCCGGUCGCUUCUAAUGGUGCCAUGGUGUUGCAUACUUUUUGAAUGUCAGAAUUCAGAGAGCUUUGUAGAUUCAUGUUCCAUGUACAUGUAUAAGCCAUUGAAAACAUUCAUACACUUGCUCAGUUGGUGAUUUGCAUACCAGAUUUUCCCCCUUACAAAGAAAGUAUGUGAAUUAUUUUUUAAAUCUCAUUCUAAACAGAGAAACUCCUAUGUAAAUAAAAUGCAGAUGAGAAGUUAUUUUUUUGUGCAUCUUGUACUUGAAACAUAACAUCAAAUGAAAUUUGUCCAUGCAUUCACCAUAUGACUAAAAUCAAAUACAGUUUACAUAACUUGCUGAUCUUACUUUUGUAUCAUUAUUUUGUUACAAACUAGGUCUCAUUGCCCGUAACAUGUAGAAUGUUUAACAGUAUUUGAGUAUUGGACUGGUUUAAUUAUGUACUUUGCUUUACCAUGUAGUAUAUGACUUUUAAUGAACAGUAUAUACAUAUAUUAGAUAGUAUGCAUUACUAUGUUCACCUCUGCAUCACAUUUAAUGCACCCGUUGAUGUGUAUUGGUACGUUUUAUAAGUGUUUUUAAAAAAAUGUAUAUAAGAUGUAAUAUAACAAUCUAUAUGAAGCUGAAAUUGUUGUAUAUGUUGUACAUAAUGUUGUAGAUAUCUUACAACUUUUUUCCAGAAUCCUUCUUUGUGUAUAAGUUAUGUUUUUGCUUUAUGAAACAUGUAUUUAUACAUUUUAAUUUUGCCUUAAUGAAGAGAUAAGUCAGUUCAUUCAUAUAUCUGAAUUUUUUUUCAUAGAAAGCAUCAUUUUGGAUAUCAUAAUUUUUGCACAACAGAACAUAUAUGACAAUAGCUAACUUGGAGAAAGAUGGUCACUUUUGUAUUAAUUGAUUUGGAGUCCCUGCUCCAGGAAUUUUCUGUAAACAAUAAUAAGCAGUUCCUUGUGAAAUGUGUGAGGUACAUGGAGUAACUAUAACAGUAACUGUAACACUGUCAAAAUGUUCCUUAUAAUUCUUUUGAUUUUCUGUGAAUGAAGCAAUAGAAUUAUUAAAUACAGGUGAAGAUUGAUUGUGGAAAUAAAUGCAAUUACUUUGUUAUAAUCUGUUUAAAAUGUUCUAUAUGAUCAGUGAAAGUUUAAUGAUGUAAAUAAUUGAGCGAGUUUUGUAAAGUCAUUGCUUUUGCUCAUGUAUUUGGUCGUGUAUCUUCAGACAAUAGGAAGUGUAAAUACAAUGUGUGCUAAUUUGUCUAUUUAUAUGACAGUAAGUGACGUUUUUUUGUACAAAACUGGAAUGUUUAGCUUACUGAGUCAACUUAAGCUUGCAUGGUUUUACAUAAAGUUUACUGAUACAUAUCCUUUCAAAUACAAAAAAAACCCAAAACGUUUGGAUAUUGUAAAUAUUGUAAAUUAAGAAAAGUAAUGACUGGACUGAAAGUUUUAUCUCACCACCUCAGUGAGAACAUGUAAUUUUAGGCUUUGGAAGAUAACCUCCAUUGCAUUAAUGAAUGUAGCAAGUUUUCUGAUGUUAGAUUGUGUUCCUUUUAUUCCAAGAAGAUAUUAUCAUUAUCCAAAUAGGGUAAAUUUCUAUUUUUCCUUCAGAAAAUGUGAUUGUUUUAAAGAAAUUUAACAAAGUUUGUUUUUAUGGUUUUUAUGAAAUGAGAAAAGAGGACCUGUUUAACAACUACUGGGUAAACAUGUCAGAUGAAGUUUGAUUUUUUGUUCCUGGUCAAAUGGCCACUGACGCAGGUUUAUUCUGAAAAAUACCCCUCAAAAGUUCAGAAACAGUGAAAGAUGUCAUGCUCUAACUGAUGCUGUGGAUACUAAUUCAUACAUACAAAAAAUGUAGUGUCUUAAUGUCCAUGAGUUCAUGAAUGUACCCUUUGUAACUCAACUAUUCAAUUAAAUAUAUUUACAUUUUCUCUGCAUCCUUCUAUUGUAAUGCAUUGCGAAGGCAAAUGUUUUUAUGAGACUAUCACAUCAUUUGCUAUUGUAACGUCAUCAAUCUCUAUUGUGACGUCAUCAAUUUCAUUGUUGUCAACACUUGAUUUGCUGUUCAAAAUAACUAAAUAAAGCAUAUCUAUCAGGCUUUAUUAAGUUUGUCAUCGUUAGCAAAGUGUGUUAUUAUAAAAAGACCAUAACCACAUUUGCUUAAACAUUCAUUGCUUAAGUAUUUGUGCUUGUUACCGUAUGAUGCACAAAGGCACCUUUGCCUAUUGAUGUAACCAAUUAUUGGUAGCUGAAGAUAUUAUAUUUCACAAACACAGAUUUAUAAUAUAUUUCUGUUCAGAAUUACUGUUAUUUGAUAAAUACCAUCGAUGAGAAAAGCAAAUGUAUAUUAGUUUAGUUACGUACAAUUUCAAUAUAACAAUACUUCAUUCCUGCAAUUUUUUGUCAAUAUUAUGAUGGACCUUUUAUCACCUGUUGAAUCUUGUUAUAGUAUUACAAGCAAUUUUCAGACU
Mizuhopecten yessoensis (Yesso scallop) is the source of this 8011-nucleotide messenger RNA. RefSeq lists its product as uncharacterized. Lineage: Eukaryota; Metazoa; Mollusca; Bivalvia; Pectinida; Pectinidae. Gene Ontology annotation, molecular function: cysteine-type deubiquitinase activity; cysteine-type endopeptidase activity. Gene Ontology annotation, biological process: protein deubiquitination. The coding region runs from base 293 to 5338 and encodes 1681 amino acids. The record is from RefSeq and is a predicted model, not a curated record. The transcript has 54 exons. Gene Ontology annotation, cellular component: cytosol; nucleus.